AAUGUCGUGGCAAACAUUUGUUGACACUAAUCUCCUGGGAACCGGCAACAUUCAUCAAGCUGCCAUUUUUGGUCUUGAUGGUACUUUGUGGGCAACUUCUGGAGGCUUCAAUCCAAAUGCCGAAGAAGUCAAAAAUAUUAUCGAGUCCUUUGAUAAUACUGAAAAAGUUCAGGGAAAUGGAAUACGUUGCAAUGAAAAAAAAUACUAUUUCGUUUCUGGCCAAGAAACAGAUGAUCGUAAAAAUUAUAUAAGCAUUCAUUGCAAACAGGGUGCCGAUGGUAUUAUUGCAGAGAAAACAAUACAAGCUGUUAUUAUUGGGACUUAUACCGAAGGUACCGCAGCUGGUGCAGCCAAUAAAGCUGUUGGGGAUUUAGGUGAUUAUUUAAGAGGGUUAAAUUAUUAG
Cetraspora pellucida is the source of this 403-nucleotide messenger RNA. The record is from the annotation of a GenBank genome assembly. NCBI's taxonomy places the organism in Eukaryota, Fungi, Glomeromycota, Glomeromycetes, Diversisporales, Gigasporaceae.